Cucumis sativus (cucumber) is the source of this 1312-nucleotide messenger RNA. Its product is annotated as tRNA (guanine(9)-N1)-methyltransferase. Gene Ontology annotation, biological process: tRNA N1-guanine methylation. The record is from RefSeq and is a predicted model, not a curated record. The transcript has 3 exons. Gene Ontology annotation, molecular function: tRNA binding. The coding region runs from base 103 to 1104 and encodes 333 amino acids. NCBI's taxonomy places the organism in Eukaryota, Viridiplantae, Streptophyta, Magnoliopsida, Cucurbitales, Cucurbitaceae. Gene Ontology annotation, cellular component: nucleus.
CACCGGUGUGUAUCUUAUAUCUUUUGUUCACCAUCACCAUCUGCCUCAAGGCAGUUUACAAUUACCCUAGUUUAUGUGUAACUCUUCAUUUGGUAGCCAACAAUGGAGGCUGUAGAAGAGAGCCACAACCCUAAAAUGGAUCCUCCCUGUUCCUCUUCCGCCUGCAAUCCUCCUGAACCUCCCCUCUCCAAGAAUGCCCGGAAGAAGCUUCUGAAGCAACAACGUUACGAAGCGAAGAAAGCGGACAAGAAACUUCAGGCUAAAGAGCAGAAGAAAAAAGACAUCGAGCGCAAACGGAAGGAAUGGGAAGAGAAACUGGCCAGUGUUACGGAGGAGGAAAGAGCCAAACUGAUCGAGUCUCGGAGAAAUCUGAGGAAGGAGAGGAUGGGGAAGAGGUCGGAGGACAGGGAGAAGAAAAUUGAGAGACUCAGCACCGCCAGAGAUUAUGGCCAAAAUAUUGUCAUAGACCUUGAAUUUUCUCACCUCAUGACCCCUUGGGAGAUUCACAGUCUUGUUCAGCAGAUAAUGUAUUGUUAUGCUGUGAAUGGAAGAUGUCCUUCUCCUUGUCAUCUCUGGUUGACUGGGUGUAAUGGAGAAAUGGAAACCCAACUGCAAAGGCUUCCAGGAUUUGAUAAAUGGAUCAUUGAGAAGGAAUGUAGAUCAUACAUAGAUGCUUUGCAAGAGCAGAAGGAAAAUCUGGUAUAUCUUACAGCAGACUCGGAAACUGUGCUUGAUGACCUCGAUCUAAAGAAAAUUUAUAUCGUUGGUGGGUUAGUUGAUCGUAACAGAUGGAAAGGGAUUACCAUGAAGAAAGCACAAGAACAGGAAAUUCAAACAGCAAAACUCCCAAUAGGAAGUUACUUGAAGAUGUCUAGCUCUCAGGUCCUUACUGUGAACCAAGUCAUAGAGAUUCUACUCAAGUAUUUGGAAACAAGAGAUUGGAAGGAUUCUUUCUUUGAGGUUGUUCCUCAAAGAAAAAGAUGUGGAGGUGAUUCAAACAGUGACCAUCCAGUAGAUGGGGAAGAAAAUGGAGAUGGAGACAACAAGAACGAGACGAAGAAGACCAAGUGUGAUGAAGUAUCUUCCAGUGACAAUAAUUUGUAAUGGCUUUGACCAAUUGUGAAUCAAGUCAUAGAGAUUCUAUUUAAGUAUCUUAUAUUUUUUUGGUAGGAUUAUUUCUGUGUUAAAAGGAUUCUGAUUUUUCAUAUUUGACUAGCAACGUUGAGUGUAAAGGAAGACAAUUUUUUGUAAAAGUUGAGUUGAAGAGCCUACUUCUUUACGGAUGAAAAAUAAAUAAAUAAAUAAUGCCUAA